AAUCCAUAAGUAAAUAUCAAAUCUACACAUAAUUAGGUUAUAAACCAGCAGUCGACGAUAAGCUUUGCCGAUUAUGCUGUCAUCGACAAUCCCUAUAAUACAAUCUUUAAUUCGGUGUUUUAUGUAGUAUUUGUGAAAUUUAUGUAUAUGACAUUAACAUAGCAUCGCAAAUGUGCUAUUUAUAUCAAUUUCCUAAAGUGGAUGGGGCGAGAAACCCAAGCUUGCGACGUGUCUAAUGGCGGUGACGGAGGAUUUCGCGCGCGAUUGUGACGGAUUCGUGGCAUUUAUUUUACCUGCUGACUUCAAUAUUUUCAUUAUUUUAUGACUUAAAUGCAUAAUUAGUAUAUUCCCUUAAUUAUAAAUCUAGGAAACUAUAACAUUUUUCGCUUAUUAUUGCUCUAAAAUGACUCUGAAAAAAAUUCUCCCGCCAACCAGCAGGGGGCACGCUGUCUUUUCGAAAGCUAAAAUAGCUGUCUUAACGUGUUUUAUUUCGAUAUUUUUUGUAAUGUUAGUCUUCUAAAACCUCUGAAUUUCUAUAUGACGAAGACAAAAAUGAAAAUUUGUCUCCAAUUAAAUUUGUCAACUGACAUAACCCUAUUUUGCGGUUUCGACAUGACAUGCGGCCAUACGGAUCCCGUGCCAGCUGAUUUUUCGCCUCUACGAUGGCUCAAACUAGCAGCACCAGUGAAGGACAUAUAAAUAGGCCAUGCUUCAAAAGGAAGAGAAAUUCAUCAGACGAUGAGGAGGUGGAGAAUAUGCCACCCCUCAAGAGAUCACCCAAAAUAGAGGAGCUUAUUGACUUGCCAGCGCACAAUGUUGUUGUUGAAUCUUCAUCAUGCUCUAGUGAUGAUGAUGGAUCACACUUUGAAAACAAUGAGCAGCCCAGGAGUGUGUUCACAGAUGUAGAUUAUAACCCAGAUACCUUUUUAAGCCCACCGAGUAUACCUGAACUUCCUAAUUAUGUUUUGAGUCCUUUAGAAAAUGUAGCCAGAGGUGACUCUACACCACACUCCAACAAAAGGCCAAGUACAAGUAAAUACCAAUAUCCCACACCACCGAAAAGAAAAUGUCCCCUCCCUGGACUGUAUUGGGCGGACCAGAAUGAUCUGUGGAAAAGUAUGUGUGAGGGAGAUGCCAGAUCCAGCAUGAGGAGAAAUCCUAACAUGUUUGACAAUCAUCCUAACUUACAACUGAGGAUGAGAGCUAUAUUACUGGACUGGCUGAAUGAGGUAUGCGAAGUGUACAAACUGCACCGGGAGACGUUCCACUUGACGGUGGACUACAUCGACCGCUACCUCUCACAUACCGAUGACUUGCCCAAGAGUCGCCUCCAGCUAAUAGGUAUAACGUGUUUAUUCAUCGCGGCGAAAGUGGAAGAGGUGUACCCGCCUAAAGUGAGCGAGUUCGCGUACGUGACGGACGGCGCGUGCACCACGGAGGAGAUCCUGCUGGAGGAGCUGCUGAUCCUGAAGGUGCUGUCGUGGAGCAUCACGCCGCUGACCAUCAACGCGUGGCUGAACGUGUACAUGCAAGUGUCGAGCGAGGCGCGCGGCGCUAAGCGGCGGCUCAUCGGCGAGAGCGAUGUCGCGGCGAACGCGCUGCGCGGAUAUACCUUCGUGUUCCCGCAGUACUCCUCGCUGGAGUUUGUGGUGUGCGGCCAGCUGGUCGACCUCGCCGUGCUGCAUGUCGACGUCAACAGGUUCGCCUACAGCACGGUGGCCGCCGCGGCGAUGGCACACGCUUUCAACAAGGAACUCGCUAUGAGGGUGUCGGGCUACAGCUGGGAGUCGCUAGCAGCGUGCUACUCGUGGCUGGGCCCGUUCGUGUCGGUGGUGCGCGCGGCGGGCGGCGCCAGCGUGGUGCGCGGCGGCGACGGCGAGUUUGUGCAGCGCGCCGCCGGCCUGCAGCUGCUCUGCCCCAGCCUCAACCGCGACGAGAGCCACCGCAUACAGCACCACAACGUCACGCUAGACAUGUUUGACAAAGUAUACCAAUUACUAACGGAGAAUGAAGCAGAGGUCCCAGAACAGACAAGCAGUACAGAAAGUACAUGUACAGAGAGUGUGGCGGAGGUGUACCCGCCCACGCCGCCGCUGUCCAAUCAGAAGACGCCGGGCACGCCCUCCGCCACGCCCAGCGCCGCGCCCCCCGCACGCCCCGCACCCGCACUGCACGCACAACUAUGAACUGCUCGGUUAUAUCUCUUAUUGUAAAUAUAUUUCUAAAUAAACGCCUACAUUUUGUAAACAUGCUGCUUUAAAAUGUGGAUUAAAGUGUAUGGGAAUUUCAGAAUUUUUAGCGUAAUUAAGAUGUAUCCAAUGUUUACAAAAUAUAGGUUUUGGAAAAAGGGAUAGGAAGUACCUCAGUAGACGUCAAGAUCUGACAUUAGUUGAAGGACGAUUGCUUAUGUUUUGUUAUGAGAUGUUUAAAUGUUGAAAUGGUUUUAGAUUAGAUCAAAAUUGAUGAAAGGUUUUUGUAAUAAUUACUAUUUAAAAAUGUCAAAUAUCUAGACUUUGUAGUUUACGUCUGUUAAAAGUGUAUAUACACAUGUAUGAAAAAUAAGUACAUAGUAAAAAGUACAUAAGUUUACACUCUUUAGGGUUACAAGAUUCAAAGGUUAUUUUUAAUCUGGAUAAAAUCCCGAGAAAAUAAGAUUAACAAUGCAUGCAAGAGUGAAAUAAUAUGAUUUCAGCUUAUAUUAAUAUACUAAUAAGUUAAUAUAAUUUAAGUGUUCAUACUAAUUACAUUUUCUCGGAAUUUGAAAAGAUAUCCAGUUGACUUAAAACCUAUUUUAAAAUUGGACAAAAUAUUUGACCAUACUUUCAUAUCAUAUACAUAUCAGUAAUGCGAAAAAUUAUCAUAAAUGGUUUACUCAAUUUUUUCGGAUUUUUAGUCGGGUAGAGUGAAAAUUCGAACAAAUGACUAGGCAAAAAUCUUAGGCUGGCACUAAGUCAUUAGUAUACAAAAAUGAUUUAACAUAUCAAUGUUAAUAAAGGCUAGAUUUCCUCACAUUAUUUAUUUAAAAAAAACAUUAUUGGUGAAAGGAAUUUAUGAAAACUGUUUCAUUGAAAUAAAUCUAGAUUUAAAUAAUUUACUAUGUAUUUAUGGAUGCUUUUUGUAAUGUAUGCAAUCUUUAGUAAAUAAUGCGAUAAAAAUGCAUAAUUAAAAAUAGGUUAUUACGAUAAAUUAGUUUGAUAUAUUUAUUUAUAAAAAUUAAUAGCGAAAACGUUAAGUUUAUUUGAAAGUA
This is a messenger RNA of Papilio polytes (common Mormon), 3247 nucleotides long. RefSeq names its product G1/S-specific cyclin-E (gene Cyce). The transcript is spliced from 9 exons. Gene Ontology annotation, biological process: regulation of cyclin-dependent protein serine/threonine kinase activity; G1/S transition of mitotic cell cycle. NCBI's taxonomy places the organism in Eukaryota, Metazoa, Arthropoda, Insecta, Lepidoptera, Papilionidae. Gene Ontology annotation, molecular function: cyclin-dependent protein serine/threonine kinase regulator activity. Gene Ontology annotation, cellular component: cyclin E1-CDK2 complex; centrosome; cytoplasm. The record is from RefSeq and is a predicted model, not a curated record. Bases 663 to 2186 code for a protein of 507 amino acids.